This is a messenger RNA of Glarea lozoyensis ATCC 20868, 1056 nucleotides long. RefSeq names its product alpha/beta-Hydrolase. Lineage: Eukaryota; Fungi; Ascomycota; Leotiomycetes; Helotiales; Helotiaceae. Bases 1 to 1056 code for a protein of 351 amino acids. The record is from RefSeq and is a predicted model, not a curated record. Gene Ontology annotation, biological process: biosynthetic process. The transcript has 8 exons. Gene Ontology annotation, molecular function: acyltransferase activity, transferring groups other than amino-acyl groups.
AUGUCUGGAGUUGAGACCUUCAAGCUUGGAGAUUGGAAGCUCCAGUCUGGGGAGACCCUACCUGAUGCUCAUAUCGCAUACAAAACCUUUGGCGAUGCCAAAUCACCAGUGAUUAUCUAUCCGUCCUGGUACUCUAUCUGUAACCAUGCUAUCGCUGAUAACGAAUGGCUCAUUGGUGAAAAUCAAGUCUUAAACCCAAGGAAAUAUUUCAUCGUUGUCACCGCCCUUUUCGGAAAUGGACAGUCGACAUCGCCAUCCAAUUCUAAUAUCAAGCCAUGGCCCAAAGUGACAUUCUUUGAUAACGUCAGCGCUCAGCACAAGCUAAUCACCAAACAUUUGGGGAUCGAGCAUGCUAGAGCAGUAAUAGGGUGGUCGAUGGGAGCGGGUCAGACCUACCAAUGGGCUACCACUUAUCCAACGUUCAUGGAUAUAUGUGUUCCUUUUUGUGGCUCGGCCAAGACUAGCUUGCAUAAUCAGGUUUUUCUCGAAGGAGUUAAAUCGGCUUUGCUAGCAGCUCGAAAGAACCCUUCAGCCGGUGUCUGCAAAAACACCGCGCUCUCGGCGGGUGAAACUUAUCGUACCUGGAGUGAAGAAGAGACCAGUGUUGGUUUGAAGGCACUUGGAAGAGUUUACGCUGGAUGGGGUUUCUCACAAGCUUUCUAUCGCGAGAAACUUCAUGAGAGUGUUUUGGGUUUCAAAAACCUAGAGGAUUUCAUGGUAAACUUCUGGGAGAAAUGGGCUCUCUCAAAGGACCCCGAAAAUAUGCUUGCUAUGCUGGAAACAUGGCAAGCUGGCGACUGCUCAAACCAAGCGCCGUACGACGGGGAUUUCACUGCGGCUAUGCAAGCAAUUCAGUGUAAAAUGCUAGUACUUCCAGCUAAGACCGACCUGUAUUUCCCGCCGGAAGAUUCGGAAAUUGAAGUCCAGAGUAUGAAGACCGGAGUCGGUAAGCUGGAAGUCUUUCCAUCAAUUUGGGGCCACUGGGCUGGUGGACCGGGUGAUAGCAAAGAUGAUGUCAAAUGGCUGAACCAGAAGCUCAAAGAGAUAGGGUUGUAA